CGUCCUUAGUCGAUUCUGAAUCCGCUACUCUACCUUCGAUUCCGAAAUGUCCUUCCUCGGCACUCCACGAUUCUGCAAUCUGUGCCAUUUUCCUAUUCAGGCCGGUGAACACAUUCAAUCAGUCACUCAUCCUGCUAAGUCUCCGGAAGACAGCCCAACCGACGGCGUGAUACCAUCUCAAUCAUUCCAAUUUCAUCAGUUCUGUGUCGACAUUUGUUCUGCCUUCGGGGAAGCUCGAUCGCUGGGCGAGCUCGGCCAAGCUCUGAGGCCCGCUCUCCCAGUGGAUGAGCCCCCUAGCCUGGAACAUGCCCUCCGGAUUCUCAAGCAUUCUUGUUGCCCGCAAAUCUUAUCGUCGAAAGUUAAAAAUCCCUGCAAUAGCCAACAAAACUGCGACUGCUUGAAAUGCAUAUUCAGGUAUCUCUCUAAGUUGCCGCCAGAGGUGUUUACCGAGAUCAUUUUUAUGGCUGAGCCAAGCAACAUUCCAAGAUUGCUCACGAUCUUUGGCGAGACAUCGAAACUCUUUUCGGAGCUCAAGAACAGACCGGCUCGCCAUAUUACUCUAUCGUGCCAAGGCGAUGUCUUCCAAACUUCCAUCGAGUACGGCGACAAAUCGUAUGUCACUGGACUUUAUGAUCAGGAGGUCCCUCACUCGAAAAAGAUCAAGUCAAGAGAUACAUUAUGUGAUCAUCUGGCCGUAUGGUCAGACAAAAUCGGUGUCAUCAAAGCUGAAUUCCUGCGUUCCAAAGUCUCCACUUCUGGGCACGAAGUCAAAUGGAUCAAGGACGACCGGCCACCAAUCGAUCAUACACCUAUCAGAUGCCGAAACUGUUUGAACUUGAACGUGAAGCAUCCUCUCACUACACGAUCGAAACGCGAGUGGGUAUAUACUAUCGCUAUCACCGAGGCUCGUGUGUGUCUAAGAUCAAAGGUAUUUGCUCAUUUUAAAAAGUGGUGCACGCUUCUAACGAUAUUGUAGGGCGUUUUCGUCGAAAGAAUUUCGUCCUCACUCCUUAGCCAGUGUCAAAUUUUUUGGGAUUGCUCAAAAUCAUCAAUGCUGCUCCCUCGAAAUUGUCAAGAGGAGGUUUCUCUUGCGACACCACACACAGAUCUUCUUCUUCGAUACGUUCCUCUGCAAAAAGCGUCUGCCAUUUCGUUCGCAUUCACUUCUGGAAGAAUCAUUGCCAUGACGUCCCA
Molecule: messenger RNA, 1194 nt
Organism: Macroventuria anomochaeta
Lineage: Eukaryota; Fungi; Ascomycota; Dothideomycetes; Pleosporales; Didymellaceae
Exons: 2
Coding region: 47-976 (309 amino acids)
Source: RefSeq, a predicted model, not a curated record